Molecule: messenger RNA, 1125 nt
Organism: Kwoniella mangroviensis CBS 8507
Lineage: Eukaryota; Fungi; Basidiomycota; Tremellomycetes; Tremellales; Cryptococcaceae
Exons: 3
Coding region: 1-1125 (374 amino acids)
Biological process (GO): protein insertion into mitochondrial outer membrane; mitochondrial outer membrane translocase complex assembly
Cellular component (GO): mitochondrial outer membrane
Source: RefSeq, a predicted model, not a curated record
AUGUCCGAUACAAGAGCAGAAGCUGAAAAAGAACUAGAAACUGUAGAAAUGAGUGGUAAUCUGGAAGACAGCUUGGGUUCCGCCCUCGAAUCGUCAUUCAACCUUCCUCCACCCCCUCCACCACCCGCUAAAGGCAGUGAAUCAGCUCAUGAACCCACUGCUAUCCCCGACGAGACCGUCGCGGCCACUGCGGAGCCUAUCGAGGGAAUGGCUGAGUGGAAAGAUACCUUGGAGGGAUACACCAAGGAAUGGCAAGCUGAAUCGUCCAUUGCGAGAGAGAAAGCCCUGAAGACUAGACAAAGGAUCGAAAAGGAGAAUGCAGAUGCCGAGAAGAAGAUGAAAGAAGAAUUGGAAAAGGGAAAGAAAUCUAAAUUGGCAGAGGAGAAGAAAAAGAGAGAUGAACAGAGAUUAAAAGAAGAACUUGAAGGUGAAGCCGAAAGUAAGAAGGGUUCUCAUGGAGGAGAUAGGGAAAAGAAGGUGAAAGAAGCUUGGGAGCUUGUUGGAGAUAAAAAGGACAACAACACCCCUACAGCAGAAACCGAUGUGAGGGGACCUACAGGAAAAGAACAAUCGAAGAAGGAAGCUUCCAAGCCUCUAUCCUAUGAUCCCACUCGAUCUACCGAUCCCAUCCCUCCAAUCUUCCAAGACCCCGUACCCGCCAGUCAGACCACCGCUCCAACCGAAUCAGCAACCUUAUCCAGACACUCUGCAACAUCCGGCGCAUGGGAAGAACUUUCUCGAGGUUCACCAUCCGGAUCAUCAGGAGAGGAAGUCUCAAGACCUCAAUCGAACUCUGAAGAAUCGGAUAUUGUUAAUAUUCCUUCUUCAUCCUCUAAACGAGGAGACGAUCAUCAACAACCCCAACCUCCUUCACAGCCUCCUUCACUCACUUUGAGCUUGUUCAACCCUUCUCAAUUGACUUUCCGAAGGGUUUUAGCUGUUAUCGGAAUAAAUCUCGUAUUACCCUUUGUGAACGGUGUUUUCCUAGGAUUCGGUGAGAUCUUCGCUAGAGAGGUGGUCAGAGUAGGUAAAUUGGUUUGGAAAGGUGAGAGAACGUGGUUUGGCUUGGGUAGAGGCGCAGCUGGAAGAGGUACGAGUGGAGUAGGUUUGAGUGGUGGUUUCUAG